This is a messenger RNA of Mesocestoides corti, 675 nucleotides long. Lineage: Eukaryota; Metazoa; Platyhelminthes; Cestoda; Cyclophyllidea; Mesocestoididae. The record is from the annotation of a GenBank genome assembly.
AUGGCUGCUGACAUACCUACUCAACCCGAGGAUGUUGAAAAAGAUGGGUGCUGGUUGAGUCAACAUACACGUUUUUUGUGCCAGGCGCGUGAAAAAGAACCCGAUAUUCUGCUCAUUGGCGAUUCUAUUUUCUUUAAUUUUCAAGCGACACAAAUGUUCAAAACUUAUAUCGAACCACUUCAUUGUCUUAAUUUUUCUAUACUGAAUGACGAAACUCAACACGUUCUUUGGCGUGUGCUUAAUGGAGAACUCGAUGAGGUCCAGGUUAUUGCCCUGGCAGUUGGAACACACAAUAAGGGUCCUGCUGCUGACAUCGUCAAAGGGAUUCGAGCUAUUGUAAAUGUCAUAAAGGAAAAGCAGCCUGAAGCGCAUAUUGUGAUUAUGGGUCUACUGCCUUGUGGUCGAUUUCCAAACCCUAGGCGACAGAAACAUGAGGAGGUAAAUAGAUUGCUUUCCGUGGAACUCAGUCGACCCGGUGACCGAGUAGUCUUUCUGUGUCCUGACUGGGAUUCCUUCCUGCAACCAAAUGGUUCAAUUUCCCAUCGUGAUAUGCUCGAUUAUCUUCAUCCCACAGAGGCCGGCUACGCCAAAUUUAUAGACCCGUUGGUUGAGGAAUUUCAAACGUCACUUCAAACUUUCCUUAAAACAAAUGCACCAUCCACCAGCCCACUUUAG